This is a messenger RNA of Ustilaginoidea virens, 1701 nucleotides long. RefSeq lists its product as uncharacterized. Gene Ontology annotation, biological process: carbohydrate metabolic process. The transcript has 4 exons. The record is from RefSeq and is a predicted model, not a curated record. The coding region runs from base 1 to 1701 and encodes 566 amino acids. NCBI's taxonomy places the organism in Eukaryota, Fungi, Ascomycota, Sordariomycetes, Hypocreales, Clavicipitaceae.
AUGAAACCGCUCUCCACCUUAUAUAAUGCUUCGAACGUCUCCGACCACAGCGGGAAUAAAUGGAGGACAGGUUUCAGUAUGGUGGUCUUGUCCUGGUUUUGCAUGUUACUCGGCGGAGCCAUACUUCCAGUAUCGGCAAAUGAUGAGCCGCAAUUGCCACUAUACAACAUACCCGAUGCUUGUCCUGACUAUGCCUCCUAUGCUUCAUACCCUCACGAACCCCUGAGUUCCGGACCUUUGUCAUUGCCCUUCCAGAGACCCGUCAAACGUUGUCGGACAUUCAACUCUGUUGAAAUUGAAAGAGUCAUCAAAGAUGUUACUUCACGGAUGCAGGAUCCAGAUUUGGCACGUCUUUUCGAGAAUGCGUUCCCGUCAACAACUGAUACUACCGUAAGGUUUCACACCAAAGGCAGAGAUACUGCCUUCAUGGGCGUUGACGGAUCUGAGGAUGUUAUGGAUGACGCUUGGCAAGGGACCCAUUCAUUUAUCAUCACGGGAGACAUCGUCGCGGAAUGGCUGCGCGAUUCGACGAAUCAAUUGCGCCCGUACCAAGCACUGGCGAAGUAUGAUCAUGCCAUAUUCGACCUAAUCCUCGGCGCUAUCAACACGCAGGCGGAGUAUGUUAUCGAAUCGCCGUAUUGCAACGCUUUCCAACCACCCCCAAUAUCCGACCUUCCCGUCACCAGCAACGGCCAGGAUGAUUUGGUUCAUCCUGUCUAUGAGCCAAGUGCGGUAUUCGAGUGCAAGUACGAGCUUGAUUCACUGGCUCAUUUUUUAGCGCUCGCAAAUGACUUCUACGACCACACGGAGUCGACGGAAUUUCUGAACGAUCGAUGGUUUCUUGCUGUGAACAGGGUGCUGGAAGUAUUGGAACAGCAGUCAAAGUCGACCUUUGACCCAGAGACCCACGAGCUUCUGAGAAAUGAAUAUACGUUUCAGAGGCAGACGAACAUUGGAACAGAGACACUUAACCUGCAAGGAAAUGGAAACCCCUUGAACAGCGGUACUGGACUCGUUCGGUCCGCCUUCAGGCCGAGCGAUGACGCCACCAUCCUGGGUUUUCUAAUUCCUGCCAAUGCCAUGAUGUCGGUGGAGUUGCAACGAAGUGCGAGAAUUCUAAAAGCUGCCAAGAAGAAUUCCUUGUCAGAUGAACUGGACGGUUGGGGCAAAGCUAUACGCUCAGCAGUUUUGGAGCAUGGAGUCAUCAAGCACAAAACAUACGGCGAAGUUUUUGCCUACGAGGUCGAUGGGUACGGCUCCUCGAUUCUCAUGGAUGAUGCAAACUAUCCUUCACUUCUAGCUUUGCCUCUUAUGGGCUUUUGCAACACGAGCGACACUAUUUACCAGAAUACAAGGAAGAUGAUACUGGAUAGCUCUGGCAAUCCUUAUUACCUUAGAGGCAAAUACUUUGAGGGAAUAGGAGGUCCACACAUCGGCCUGCGAAAUGCAUGGCCCAUGAGCCUGCUUAUUCAAGCCCAAACAUCGGACGACGACGGAGAAAUCAAGGACUGUCUCAAAAUGGUCCUCAGAUCCUCGAAACUAGGUCUCAUACACGAAAGUGUGAACGUGAAUUAUAUCCGACAGUACACCCGAAGUUGGUUUGCUUGGGCCAACGGCGUACUCGCAACUACCGUAUUAGAUCUGGCAAAGAGGAAACCCCAUCUUAUCUUUAAACCAGGGACGUCCGCAUAUGAGCCGUAG